AUGGCUUCUGCUCUGACCGGAGAACCCCUCUCUCUCUGGGAAAAAGCCGAUCGCUUUGCGGGCAAUCUUUCGGUGCUUGGGGCUGUUUUGUAUAGCGUCAUCACUGGCGCUUUCCGGGGUAAAAGCGGAGCGAAACACUUUAAUCAGCAUGUUAUACAUGCUGCAAUUCGCAGGGCCGUCCGCAGGCUGUCAUCGCGACAACUCCAAUCCCAGAACGCCUCGGCCAUUCAAGGAUACGAGACCUACGCGAAACAGCACAACAUUACACCGGAAAUCGUAGGCCUCAACCACGGUGCAUCAGGUCUUUGGAUUGGCAAUAAGAACGCCAAAAACAUCGUCAUAUAUUACCACGGUGGUGGUUUUGUGCUGCCCCCAUCCCCAGGACACUUCUCCUUCCUCAGCAGUUUGAUAAACGAUCUCAACAAGAAUGGACACGAUGUCGCCAUCUUCUUCCUCGCCUACACGCUUUCGCCACCAGCUGAAUACCCAACGCAGCUCCGCCAAUCCGUCGAAGCCCUGCGGUACAUUCUCACCGAAGGUGACCGUGACCCGUCCAACGUGAUUGUCGGCGGUGACUCUGCAGGUGGGAACCUGGCCCUUUCUGUUCUCUUGCACCUUACGCACCCCCAUCCGGAAAUCGAUACUCUACCGCUGAAGGAUGGCGCCGAACUUGCUGGUGUAUUCGGCUUUGCGCCGUGGGUGACUUUUGCUCUGGAUGGGAAGUCUGUUACCGAAAAUCAGUAUAAGGACGUUAUUCCAUCUGAAGGGUUGAAGACCUGGUCAAUCGAGUAUCUAGGGAAGAGAGCGGAAGGAGAUGCUUGGAGUGAGCCGGCAAAGGCACCGACUGAAUGGUGGGCUGGUGUGAAAGCGAAGAGUGUGCUGAUUCUCUCGGGAGGAGACGAGAUCCUAUUCUCUGCGAUUGAUGAUUUUGCGAAAAGGUUCAAGACUGUCGUUCCGCAAACUACCUAUGUCGUUGGGUAUGAGGAUACACAUGUAUCCCCUGUCUAUAGUGGUACGGGGAUGGGAGGACAGCAGGCUCGUGGGUUGAGAAAUUGGCUGGGAGCUCGUCUAUGA
Molecule: messenger RNA, 1074 nt
Organism: Aspergillus puulaauensis
Lineage: Eukaryota; Fungi; Ascomycota; Eurotiomycetes; Eurotiales; Aspergillaceae
Product: putative 6-hexanolactone hydrolase
Exons: 4
Coding region: 1-1074 (357 amino acids)
Molecular function (GO): hydrolase activity
Source: RefSeq, a predicted model, not a curated record